AGUGUCGUGUGCGUUUCUGAGCGAUGCGACACGCGAUGUUCACCUCAGUUGGCGCGAUCAGCCGUUGAGAGCACUUGGGAAGCGUUUCGCGUAACCUUCAACUCACACCAUGGCCGAGGAAGUGAGCGCUCAGUCUGAUUCCAGUCCUCAGAAAGAGGCUGUACCGAAGAAGAACAAGAAGGUCGCCGCCGCCCCAAAGACCGAAGCGAAAAAGCCGACUCAUCCGAAGUAUAGUGACAUGAUUGUCGAAGCGAUCUCCACGUUGAAGGAGCGCGGCGGCUCGAGCCGUCAAGCGAUUCAGAAGUACAUUUUGUCGAAUUUCGAGGUCGGAGGUGAACCCAACGCGAUUGCGGCUCGCUUGAAGGUAGGUUUCAAGAGCGCCAUCGCGAACGGAGCCGUGGUCCAAGUCAAAGGUACGGGCUCGAGCGGAAGUUUCAAACUCGCAAAGAAACCUGCCGCUGCGAAGAAGGUCCCGACGGCAUCGAAAAAGAAUUCGAAACCCGAUGCCGGAAAGGCUCCCAAAAAGAAGAAGCCCAAGGCGGCCGAGGCUGCUGAGGACGGAGGCGACGGCUCGGGCAGCGAAAUGGAGGAGGACGUCGAGAUCGUGACCGAGGAAAAGGAGAAAAAGCCCAAGGCUCCGCCCAAGGAGAAAAAAACAACCACCAAGUCCGCGGCGAAGCCAGUCGCCGAGAAGAAAGCUCCCAAGAGCCCGAAGAGUCCUAAAGUUUCUAAGAGUCCCAAAGCUCCUAAGAGUCCCAAAGCUCCCAAGAGUCCCAAGGAGAAAGCACCGAGAACCAAGAGGAUGAAGGAUCCCGUGGCCUCGGAACCCGAGGAGGUUCCGGUCAAGAAGACGGUCAAGUCCCCAGCCAAAGCCGCGAAAGUGAAGGAACCCAAGGUUGUGAAAGCCAAGUCGAAGGAAGCAGAGCCCGAGCCUGCUUCUCCCGAAGAAAAAUCUGUAUCUCCUGCGAAAAAAGCCGCGAAAACCAAGAAACCCGCCGCUCCGAAAAAGGCCGCGGCCGCCAAAAAAUCGUAAGUGUUGUGACCACGUUCACCGAGCGAUCCUUCCGGCGGACACGCAGACCCGGGGUGGACCUGCCGGGAUCGGCGGGUGGACCCGGAGUGGAAUAAUCGGCUCUUUGACGUCCAUAGUCGGAGGUGAUCUAGCCGAUCAGUUAACCAAGCGGUCACAAUCAUUUAUUUAUCCUUGCAUCCAUCGCUUCAUCGUCCGAUCUGUUUCAUAAGUACCUCCGCACCUUCUGACACGCGCCAGUACACCGCGCGUGCUACUCAUGUUUGCGGAGCGUAGAGCUUUGUCGAACCGCGUCGAUUUGUGAUUGUAGGACACAUUGUAGUCAUCUAUCAGAAAGAUCACCGGUAUUAGUUUUAGCUAACAAGAGAAAAAAGAAAUGCCCAUCGAUGUGUGUCUCUCGGCCUUGUUGAAAGAGCGAAGGAAAAUUGUGAGAGGACUCAUUUCCUCCGUCAGCAUUGCUACCCAGAUACGUUUGUAACUGAUCACGGACCCAACUCGGACUCGGAGUCAUCGUUCUUAAUACUGGCCUGUGAGCAUGAGAAGGCGAACUGAUUUCAACCAGAACGAUGUGACAGCUCGCUCGUCUGGGGAAAUACUUUGUUGUAUGUACAUAUAUAUUCGAAAAAGGACAUAUACUCCCGAUGACAUCCGACGAUGAAGAUUCCGUUCGAGGAAUUAUGAUGAAACUCUCCUAAAAAUAAAUGAGUAGAAAAACUUCCGGGCGUGUCGCAGCUCCUCGUAACGAAAUAAAACAAAACCUUGUCAGAGUACCCCUU
This is a messenger RNA of Galendromus occidentalis (western predatory mite), 1806 nucleotides long. Its product is annotated as histone H1-delta. Gene Ontology annotation, cellular component: nucleosome. Gene Ontology annotation, molecular function: DNA binding; structural constituent of chromatin. Bases 110 to 1033 code for a protein of 307 amino acids. Gene Ontology annotation, biological process: nucleosome assembly. The record is from RefSeq and is a predicted model, not a curated record. Lineage: Eukaryota; Metazoa; Arthropoda; Arachnida; Mesostigmata; Phytoseiidae. The transcript has a single exon.